Molecule: messenger RNA, 654 nt
Organism: Closterium sp. Naga37s-1
Lineage: Eukaryota; Viridiplantae; Streptophyta; Zygnematophyceae; Desmidiales; Closteriaceae
Source: the annotation of a GenBank genome assembly
AUGAUUUUAGCUGGUGACCGCUCUUUGCUGGCAGCCCCAUUUGCCGGCUUGCCUUAUGAUUCGCCCACCUGUCCAGUCCCGUCCACCCCCCCCGUGUCCCUCCCUCGUCCCUGUCCACAUCCCCGCCUUGGUCCUCCUGAGGCCCCGGGCGUGCUGGCGCCAAUCCUACUCCAAGCCGUCGCUGCCCUGGUCGCGCGCGAGGAGGGCACCGUCCCCUCGCACCCCCGGGAUCCGAUUUAUCGAUCUCCUCGUGGGCGGACCCACCCGUACCUUCGCGCGCGCGGAGGGUCGUUCCGUACCCGCCGCCCUCCUCGGCGCUCACCUGCUGUCCAGCGACAGGUGGUCGGUCCGCUCCUCCAGCAACCCGCUCUUGCCGCGCAGUCCCAGCCGCUGCGGCUUCCUCCCUCGCUGUCUCAGUCGGCAUCGUCUCUGCCGUGCUCGGCGUCGGAGCCCCCGCCCGCCGCUGUUCCUCUGCCUCCUCCGUACACCCAUCCUCCAACCGAGGCGUCACCCCCCGUUCAUGCCCCUCCGGCCGCGCCUUCUUUCCCGCUGCCCCCAUCAGCGCCUCCUCCCGGUGGUCCACCCGUUCCUCCUCCCCCUCCUUCCCCCCGGUCCCAGACGGGGCAUGCUGUGACCUCUCCUGUGAGGAUCUAG